Molecule: messenger RNA, 3261 nt
Organism: Lynx canadensis (Canada lynx)
Lineage: Eukaryota; Metazoa; Chordata; Mammalia; Carnivora; Felidae
Gene: RUBCNL
Product: rubicon like autophagy enhancer
Exons: 15
Coding region: 407-2446 (679 amino acids)
Biological process (GO): autophagosome-lysosome fusion; autophagosome maturation; autophagosome-endosome fusion
Cellular component (GO): intracellular membrane-bounded organelle; autophagosome membrane
Molecular function (GO): phosphatidylinositol phosphate binding
Source: RefSeq, a predicted model, not a curated record
ACUAGGGUGAAAAUUAAGCAAGGUGACGUGAUAGAGAGUAACUGGGGAACUACUUUAAGAGAGGUGGUUAAGAAAGACUUCUUUGAGGAAGUAAUUGAUAAACCAAAGCAUAUGCAACAGGACAGGAAGGAGCCAGAUGUAUGAUCAGUUGGGGGAAGAACGUUCCAGGCAGGGGGGACUAGAACAGCAGCAGUAGUGUGGGCGAGAGCUUGUAGCACGUAAGAGUUUAGUGAGUGGUUGGGACUUAGGGAGGGUGGACAGAGAUAAGUGAGAGAGGUCUGCAGGAUGGGAUCAUGUCAUGCCUUAAGGACAAGGUAAGCUCUCUGGACCCCAGCUGGCCUCAUGGUGAGUUCAAGGCCCUAAUCCAGUAGUCCAACGGAGUUCACGCCACCCUGAGCCUGGAAAGAUGGUGUCACAGUCUAUGGGCCGGCAGGAUUCUCCUGUGCACCCUUGGGAAGGGGUCAGCAGUGACCCUGGUGACGUUGAGGAUUCGCCCAAUCUCCUGGACACUGACCAGCCUCCUUGCAAAUCAGACGUCAGGUUCAUGAGGCACAGAGCUGCCUGGAUUAACCCCCAGUGUGCGCAGCAGCAGCUACAGGAUUUGCCCCCUCAGGUGCCGACAGCGGGGAACGGUGGGAACCACUUUGGAAGGGAUACCGCCUGUUCCCUGGACCCUUCACCGUCGUCCCUUGGGGACUCCAUGGUGGAGACAUCACUGUCCAAGGAUACUGCAGACUCUGCCUGGGGCUCUGGUGACAAGAGCAGCGACUUCUCUUUUACCUCCAAGGGAGGGCAGGCAGUACUCCCAGGAAAGUCUCCUCAGAUGUCUGUGUUCACAAGCUCCAAGGCUGCCUCCUCAUGUCCGGAAGCUGACAGCGCUUUUUUGAAGCCUUCCCAUCUGACAGCUUCUGCUGAUGAAGGUGCUGUUCCAGUCGGUAGAAGAACCACUUCUUUGAAUUCCUUCUCCCCAGAAGCAUUCUUGCUCCCUGUCGAUGUAGAAAAGGAAAAUGCCCACUUUUACGUAGCGGAUAUGAUGAUAGCAGCCAUGGAGGAAAUAAAGUGUACCAUCCUCGGUCAACAGCACACACAGAACUGGAGCGUAGAAGAAGCCAGUGCGUCGCUCGGGAAUGAUCAGGCGGACCCCGAAAUGGCCUUUUAUACGAGCAUAAAGCAGGAAUCUGGGUCUUCUGAUUCUUCUGACAGUGGCUACGAAGGCUGUGCUGUGUUACAGGGCAGCCCCGUGGCUGGGACCCCCACUUACUGUGAUGUGCUCAAAGAAGCCUGUAAAUGUGACUUUGAUGACUUUGUUGUCGUAGAAGUUGGUGAGUUUAACAAUAUCACAGAAACCUGUGGAUGCCCCUGCAACUCCUCUAAGAGUGUCACUUACGAGCCAAACUUCAAUUCUGCUGAGCGAAUAGCCAAAGAGUUGUACCGAGUAUUCCGGAAGUGCUGGGUGUUGUCAGAAGUUAAUCAUCAGCUGGCAGGUUCUCCGAAUGCAGCUGGCUCGAUCGUUGUGAAUGAAGAGCGUGUCCGAAAAGACUUUGAAUCCAGCGUGGAUGUAGUUCAGGAAAUUAAACUUAAGUCGAGGAUCAGAGGGGCUGAAGACUGGACGCCCCCUAGAUUUCAAAUCAUAUUCAGUGUUCACCCACCACUCAAGAGGGAUCUCGUGGUAGCAGCCCAGAAUUUUUUAUGUGCUGGCUGUGGAACUCCAAUAGAACCUAAGUUUGUGAAGCGGCUGCGGUACUGCGAAUACCUGGGGAAGUACUUCUGUGACUGCUGUCACUCCUACGCGGAGACCUGCAUCCCUGCCCGGAUCCUCACCUUGUGGGACUUCAGGAAGUACUACGUCAGCAAUUUCUCCAAACGGCUGCUGGACGGCCUGUGGCACCAGCCGGUUUUCAAUUUGCUGAGUGUUGGCCACAGCCUGUAUGCCAAGGCCAAGGAGCUAGACAGAGUGAGGGAAACCCGGGAGCAACUUUUUCAUAUCAAGAAGCUGUUGAGGACCUGCAGGUUUGCUGAAAGCACGUUAAAGGAGUUUGAGCAGGUGCCGAGGCACUUGACUAAUGAGCUCCACCUGUUCUCCCUGGACGAUCUGGUCAGGGUCAAGAAAAAGCUGCUGGUGCCCUUGCUCAAGGACAUUCUAAAAGCUUCCCUCGCACAUGUGGCCGGCUGUGAGCUGUGUCAAGGAAAGGGCUUCAUUUGUGAAUUUUGUCAGAGUGCCGCGGUCAUCUUCCCAUUUCAGACCGAAACGUGUAGAAGAUGUUCAGGAAGUCCCGUGAUCUCUAAACCGUUUCAUGGGAGCAAUCUGGCAAUGCAUUCUGCCUUUACCCUUGGGUGUAGAGCCUGCUUUCACAAGCGGUGUUUCCAGUCGUCUGGGUGCCCCCGGUGUGCGAGGAUCACAGCUAGGAGAAGACUUUUGGAAAGUUUACCCUCUGCGGCAUCAUGAUGCCCCAAGCAUUGUGGAAAAGACUCUUCAAUAUGCCUCGUAACACCAAUUUGUGUCUAUUAUCGAUAACGUUGUUUUAGAUUUUGAGUAUUGUAUAUUAAGAAGGGCCGAUAUUACAUAUAUUUAAUGUUUUCAAAAGAAUGCAGAUUGUUUGUUAUUAAGCAUUAACUUGUUACUGGUGGUUUUGUUUACACACGUUCAAUGUUUUUGCUGCUACUGUUUUUUUUAAAGAGUUUUUUGGAUUCUUCCUAAAUUGUACUUGAGGGGUUGUGUAUACCUAAUAUCGGAUCCUAUUUUUUUUUUAUGAAUUAUCACUGACAAGACAGAUGACUCCGUUCCUCUUCCUGUAAAGCUUGUCUUGUGAAAUGGAUUGGUACUUCCAAUGAACAAAAGUGCGACCCACAAUCUAUUUGCUCAGAAGUUUUUUCCGCCUUAAAUGCCAUUUUGUAAUUGUAUCAGUGUUACAGACUUGGCUCGUUCCAGGGUUCGUAUGGAGAGUGUACGUUGUUUCUGCAGUUACAUCUAUUUCGAGAUGAGCUUGAGUUGCUUAGCCGUGCCCGGAGGCCCUGCUUGACACAGUCACCUCUACGUGGCGCUCUCAGAAGUGCACACCUUUGUUAUCUCUCUUCCCCACACCAAGUCAAGGGAGGCAUGGAUGAAUAGAACUUCACACCUGCCCUUUAGGAUGUAGUCUCAUACAUAUAACACUGAACAUAAAGUGUUUGCAGAAAAUACUGUAAUAACAUUAAAAUACUAGUAAUUACUAGUAAAAUACUAGUAAUAGCAUUAAAAUCACAGACAUCACCUUAAGAGGU